AUGUCUACCGUUCCCCCCGUCUACAUCGUGGCUGCGGCCAGAACCCCUGUCGGCUCGUUCCUUGGCUCUCUGUCCAGCCUCUCGGCCGUCCAGCUGGGUGCCCACGCCAUCAAGUCUGCCGUCGAGCGUGUUCCGGAGAUCAAGCCCGAAGAUGUCGAGGAGGUCUUCUUCGGCAACGUCCUGUCUGCCAACCUCGGCCAGGCCCCUGCCCGCCAGUGCGCCAUCGGCGCCGGCCUCUCCAACAAGACCGUCUGCACGGGCGUCAACAAGGUCUGCGCCUCUGGUCUGAAGGCCGUCAUCCUCGGCGCCCAGACCAUCAUCACCGGCAACGCCUCCAUCGUCGUGGCUGGCGGCACCGAGUCCAUGUCCAACACCCCCCACUACCUGCCCACGCUGCGCACCGGCUCCAAGUACGGCAACACCCAGCUGAUUGACGGCGUCCUCAACGACGGUCUCACCGACGCCUACAGCAAAGAGCACAUGGGCAUGCAGGCCGAGCUGUGCAGUGCGACCCACGACAUCCCCCGCGAGGCCCAGGACGCCUAUGCCAUUAGCACCUACCAGCGCGCCCAGGCCGCCACCGAGGCCGGCCUCUUCACAGAGAUCGCCCCGAUCGAGGUCCCGGGUCCCCGUGGCAAGCCUGCCACCCGCGUCGACCGCGACGACGAGGUCAAGAACCUCAACGUGGAGAAGCUCAAGACCGUCCGCCCGGCCUUCAAGCCGCAGGGCGGCACGGUGACGGCCGCCAACGCGGCCCCCAUCAACGACGGCGCGGCCGCUGUUGUCCUCGUGUCCGAGGCCAAGCUCAAGGAGCUGGGCCUCAAGCCGCUGGCCAAGAUCCGCGGCUGGGGCGACGCCGCCCACGAGCCCGAGAAGUUCACCACGGCCCCCGCCCUGGCCAUCCCCAAGGCCCUGGCGCACGCCGGCCUGAGCGCCGACGACGUCGACCUGUACGAGAUCAACGAGGCCUUCUCGGUCGUGGCCCUGGCCAACAUCAAGCUGCUCGGCCUCGACGCCGACAAGGUCAACGUCUUUGGCGGCUCCGUCGCCAUUGGCCACCCGCUGGGCUGCUCCGGCGCCCGCAUUCUGACGACGCUGACGACGGUGCUCAAGGAGAAGAAGGCCAAGAUCGGCGUGGCCGGCAUCUGCAACGGCGGUGGCGGCGCCUCGGCGCUUGUCAUUGAGAACCUGCAGUGA
Molecule: messenger RNA, 1197 nt
Organism: Sporothrix brasiliensis 5110
Lineage: Eukaryota; Fungi; Ascomycota; Sordariomycetes; Ophiostomatales; Ophiostomataceae
Product: acetyl-CoA C-acetyltransferase
Exons: 4
Coding region: 1-1197 (398 amino acids)
Biological process (GO): fatty acid beta-oxidation; ergosterol biosynthetic process
Molecular function (GO): acetyl-CoA C-acetyltransferase activity
Source: RefSeq, a predicted model, not a curated record